AUCAAUGGACCGCUCUCCACCAACGUCGUCCCCGCGUCACUGUUUUUCGGUCCGGAAACAACAAGGAACGCCUCCGACUAGACAGGACGGUCUGGUCGACACGUACAUCUCCGUGGACGGCCUUCGGAGACGAACCUGCCAGCGACGACAACCGCCAUCCGCAGCCGAGGGAGCCAGGACAGGCGCCCGCCGAGUACGCACGAGACACGGCGAGAUCAAGGUGCUGCCACAAGGGCCAAUCGCCCGAUCAUUCCGGGAUCACGGCAGUCUUGAGGACCGAGCACCAGGGACGAGUCACGUUGGAAGGCCAGCCAGCACUGGAAGGGCAGCCGACGUUGGAAGGACAGCCGGUACUUGAGUCGCAGAUACUCUUUGCCUGGACCACCAUCCCAUCCUGAGGCACACCAUCCGCGAGACACUGUACCAGGCAGAGACGACAAACCAACAGUCAUGUUGGACUCUACUGAGAAGCAGGCCAUCAUCCCCCGGAACGGGUCAUCGUGCUGCCCGUGCCGCUUCGUGCUCACGCUGUUCCUGUUCAGCGGCCUGCUGCUGGCGUACGCGCUGCGGUUCUCGCUCAGCGUCGCCCUGGUGGCCAUGGUGAACAGCACCGCCAUUGCGGCCAUCGGUGGCGCCACCGCCGACGAAGGCAACCUGACCACCUGCCACGUCGAGCAGCCGUUGGAAGGGCGGGAGCACGCGAGGAAGGAGGGUCCCUUCCCCUGGAGUCCCGGCACGCAGGGCCUGGUGCUGGGCGCCUUCUUCUACGGCUACACGCUCACCCAGAUCCCGGGGGCCUUCCUGGCCGAGCGCUUCGGCGGCAAGUGGCCCUUCGGACUGGGCCUCCUCUGCACCGCCACCAUGACGCUGCUCACGCCCAUGGCCGCCAAGGCCGGGGCCCACGUGCUCGUCGCCGUCCGCGUCAUCGAGGGACUCGGCGAGGGAGUGACAUAUCCAGCCAUGUUCAGCAUGGUGGGCAGAUGGGCGCCGCCACAUGAACGGGGAUCCCUGCUGGCCGUCGCUUACAUCGGCUCCAACGUGGGCGCCAUCUUGGGCAUGCCCCUGACGGCACUCUUCUGCGACACGCCCGGUCUCGGCUGGGAACCAGCCUUCUACGUCUUCGGGGCCGUGGGUUGCGCUUACUUCGUAAUGUACGCAUGGCGCGUACGGAGCGAUCCACACGGGGACCCCUGGAUCAGCGACGCCGAGCUGGAGUACAUCUCGCGAUGUAGGGAGACCCUGGGCCCCGAGGAUCCCAAGAUCCAGCGGGUGCCCACGAGACCCGGACCUACCCCCUGGGGCGCCAUCUUGAGGUCGGGGCCCCUGCUGGCCCUCACCCUGUCCCGCUUCUCCUCCCUCUGGGGACAGUUCACCGUGCUCACGGGACUGCCCACCUACAUGACGUCAGUCAUCCACCUGCCCCUGGGAAAGAACGGGCUGGUGAACUCCGUGAUCUUCAGUGCCCAGAGUGUGGGCAUGCUCAUCGGGGGCUUUCUGGGUGAUCACUUCCGAAAAAAGAGCUACAUGCCCACAACUGCCAUCAGAAAGCUGUUUCAAACGGUUUCGCUUGUCGGGGCCGGCCUGGUAUUGGCACUGGUGCCCUGGGCGGGCUGCAACCAAAUGGCGGUAUCCUCCCUCCUGGUGCUAGCCAUGGGCAUCUACGGACUCGCCGCCGGAGGUGUGACACCGGCCAUCGUAGACAUGGCGCCAGCAUACGCAGGCACACUUUAUGGCAUCUGUGGCACCAUUUCAAAUGCCUCUGGGUUCUUGGCACCCUUGGUAGUUGGCGUCAUCACUACUCCAGUGCCCAGCUUGGCCAACUGGAGUGUGGUCUUCUACCUGACAAGUGCCAUCUACCUGUGUGGGGCGCUGGUGUUCCUGCUCUUUGGCUCCGCCGAACUACAGCCAUGGGCCAAGCCACAGGUCACCACAUCCUCCCUCGCGGAACCGACGGACGGACGUUUCGAAUUCACCACGAGUCUCGCCGAGAGCUUCCGCAUGUUCUAGGAGAGUGUCGCCUCUACAUGUCGGAUUUCUAUGCACUCGAGAGCACAUGAUGGGUGCUUAAACUAGGCACCAAGUUAAAUAAUAGGUAUGGCCAGGCACACAACAAAUCGGAACAAGUGAAACACCUUGCCACUCCUGUUUGUAAACGGGUGCCAGUAUGAAAGUUAAAUGUGUAUGCGAGCGGUGAGAAAGCACAUAAAAGAUCCCUCAGAGAGACGCAGGCUCCUUCCGAUGACAGCAGGCAGUGUGAACGUAGCGAGAUGAAUGCAUCGAUACAUUCUAGUUUCCAUUGCAUACAAUUAUACGCCUGAAAUCGACGACAGCCUGUGGUGAGGUGCAAGAGCCUAUUAUUGCUUGGGGAGGGACAUAAGAAAACUAUUAUAAGAGGGAAAGAAAUUUAAUGGCUUCAAAGCAGCCGAGGUAGUGAUGUACCAGGUAUUUACGAAUCCCGAGAGAAGCUCGCUGGUGAGAAGCUCACCGGAGAUAAGGUCAUCGGAGAAAAGCUCACAGGAGAAAAACUCGCCCACUUUUAUGCGGGUCCAGAGAAAAGCUCACUAGCCUUUCUACAGACCUGGAGAAAACUUCACCUUGAAUUAAAUUAUUACGUAAAGUGGUCGUUAUCACUUCAUAGAAGCAGUGCUACCAAGGUUUUAGGCGUCUUUCACGCAGGUGUUACACCGUACAACAGAACUAGUGCGAAGCUACUUUUCGCAUCUUACUUAGAGAAGGGGUUGAUCAGCGUCAUACUUUUAUUGCAUAAAUUUGUGCCUGGAAUGAGCACUUUCCACCGCACAAGUAGCUUUGAUAGCAACUGCUAAAAUGUAAACAAAAAAAGUUCAUCAUUUGUUUAUGUAGACAGUGUCACCCAUUGUACACUUCACGCCAGGCUGUUCUGCUGUAAGGAAAAAAUAUUAAAAAAGGGUUAUUAAUAAUGUUUUAGAUUUAUUUUAUUUAAAUCAGGCUAAUAUCACUGUAGCUGGAAAAUAUUGAUUAUUUAUCACUAUAUGCAUUUUUAAACAUGGCAAAUUGUCUGAUCAAUUCUUCUAAUCAGUGAAAAAAAAAGCGAUAAAAGGAACCACAAAUGAACAUGUUUUGUUCAUGAAAACACUGCCAUACUAGAACGAGAACAGCUUAUUUUUUUGUUUGAAAUAAAACUGUAGUGGCUUUUUUUUUUUUGCAUUCUGAUUUUUUUUGUAACACGACAUUACUUUCUCAGUUUUCGUUUUUAUCUUUUGCGUUCCGAUUUUAUUGAAAAAGAUGUGACGUAACUGACGAACAAAGUUGGAGGUAGAAAGGAAGCUCAACUCAUUGAUUUGCUCCGAAGACCAAUGCUUUUUAUUCGUGUUCAGUCCGACAUAAAUCUUUCUUCUGUGACGAUUCUUCGAUUUAAAUAUAGAAUUUAUGAUCAAAUAGAAAGCAUCAAAAACUAAUAAAACAGGAAAAAAUAUUUUGGGAUCAUUCUUGCGGGCAAGGUGAUUUUCAUUCUCCACCCUGGCUGUAGCCCUCGGUCCACUUUUAUGUCAAACCAUUUUGCGCGAGUGUUACCAUAUUUAAUUAAAGCAUAGCCGGGAUAGAGGAAAUACAACCUUUCAUUUUAUUUUCCGUUUGAAUAAGAUAAGAACUGAAACCACUGUUUCUGAAACAAAUGGUGAAAUGUAGAGAUUUGGCAAUGUGGUGUCUGUAUACUACAUAAGGUGAUUUCAUAAAUUAAUAUUCAUAAAUUAAUAUUCAGAAACUACUUAAGCUGCAGCUCCCUACGCUAGCUAUAUUUCCCCCCGUUAUUUUUUUUCAAAAGUGUUCUAUUGAAAUUCUUUUUUUUUUUUUUACUUUACAUUAUUUAUUAUUUACAUCAGGCAAUGCCCGACGUGUUACAGGAUGUUUUGAGUGAACGCAUUUCACUUGAAUGAAUGCUCAAUCCUUAGAUUUGUAGGUGAGCUUUUCUCCGCGUGGGACAGUUUUAUAGUGAGCUUUUCUCCAGUGAGCUUUUUUCCGCCGCCUGGUAUUUACGGGGAAAAGAGGAGAUGCUGUCUUCCACCAAGAAUAUUUUUCUUCUUCAAUGUCUCCGAAUGGGUUCCAUGCAAUACUACCAUUUUAGACAGUGCUCUAUAAACGACAGCUGACUUUGCUGCUAUGUGCCUAUCACUGAAAUUGUGGUUCCUAUUUUAGACACUUAAGAUGGGCUUAAACGUCCAUACUCUAGUCACCUCAUAACCACUAAACGGUGUGCUCGACGACAACUGCAUAAAGUGGGAAGGUUCUAAUGAUGAAAAUAGUUCAACUCUUAGUGAAGUUGUAUGUCUACACUGAAAGUGGUGUGGGAAGCCAUUAUGUACAUAUUAACCUCUCUGCACCAUUCUACUUGUAUCUAGAACAUGUGUCAUACAAACUUUCAUUUCACACUGAUAUACCUACAUUGAAAGCACUGCAUUCUGGAAGAACACAAAUAUGAGCUGUUUUGAGUGUUAUUUCAAGUUGGUCAAAAUGUUAAAAUUUCAACCCCCCUAGCAGAUCAUUUAAUGCCACAAUGAACAUGCUCUGAUUAUAGUAUUAUUUAAAUCAUUGCAUGGUCUCAUUACCAGCAAUGGCACAGCCAGGAAUUCUUUUUCUUUUUUUUUUGGGGGGGGGGGGGGGGGGGGGGGGUGGCGGGCUGAGGUAGCUGGGAUGCGCAUGACUGGGGGUGCGGGGAAGGGGGCUGAUCAAAAGGCAUGUGCAUAAUUUAGGGUUAGCUGGAUUUCGGGAGGGUGGGCUGAAGCCCCAUAACCCCCCCACUGGCUACGCCUCUGAUUACCAGUAUAUUUUGUCAGACUUACAAACCUUUAAGGAACUGCUCACUGUAUCACAAGGAGGUGACAUAUGCUGCCACUUCAACGUUUUUGGGCAAGGGAUCCUUCCAUUUUUUUUCUUUUAUUUGCAUUAGCCAUUUCUAGCAUGCCACAUGUUAUGUGAGCUAUCCACUAACCAAUGCUUUUGCAUGACAAUAGUCUCCCUAUCAAGAUAAUUGUCAUUCCUCAAAUAUCUUUACCAUUAAAAUCAUUUCUGUUACUCUUUAAAUGCUAAACUACCCUAUAUAAAACAAAUAAAGGAACAAGAGCCCCAACUCGGACUGCUCCCAUGUGGUGCCAAUCACUUGCAGAUGUGAAAUAGUAUUCAAACAUGUUUCUCCUAAUAAAUAAAAACUUAAAAAAAAGAUGGUUCCGGUUCCUGCACAUGAACUUUUUCCUUUGUUAUCGCUAGCAACACUCAAUGACGAGAAAUGCUUUCAGUCACAUGACCCAUCGCCACAACCUAAGCACAGAUGAUCUAGAACAGAAGGGCAGUGGGAUCAGAGCUUUGUGAAGCUCACAGUAAUGGUGGCGACUAUAAUAACAAAUAUGGAGGUGUAAGCCAAUUAAUGGCUUCGCAGGGCUCUGCCUCUGCAUCUAGUAGACAGGCAAAUCACGUAGUGGUUCUGCUUACCCCAAUCGAGCAUUUUUAAGCAAUAGGAAAGGGCAACUCCAAAUCGAGAGGUCUCCGUCUUCCGAGUUGCCAGCAUGUAUGCGAGAUGUCAGUAAAAAAAAAUGUUAUUCAACGCUCAUUCUUUUUUUUCUUCUUCUUUUAUGCAAGUGUAAUUAAAUAGAAGAACACUGGGUAUGUCUUUAUAGUACAAUUGCAAAAGAAGAGGUGCUAACAAACACUGGCAGAAACAACAACCAUUUUACAAAAAGAAUGAGACCCUGCCCACAUUUAGAACAUUCAGUGUACAUUCCAGCAAACAAUAAUCUGGCGCAUGAAGCUUUGUACUUGACAUUUCAAUGCAGAAGUUCCACAUGAAUUUAAAAAAAAAAAAAGAAGUGUCAAAGUGGCAGUACUUUUAAUUAUAGGUUAUUUAUCUCCAUGCAAAGCAAGUACUAUAUUGAUGUAUAGUCUUUGCCAACAUUUCUUUGAACAGGUUGAGUGAAGCACUUAACAUUUGAUUAGAUGCCGUGGCCAAAGCUUCAGUUGCUGAGUCACUAUUAGCAUAUGUGAAAACCACUCAAGAAUCACAAUUAUAUUUGUUACUCAUUUCAUUAAUUGGGAUGGGUGUCUACAAAAAUACCCACAAUAGAUGGACGUCGCCAUUGUCUCUCUUUGCGAUGAUUGAAACAGGUUUGACUUGGCGGUUACAAGACUAACAUUCAGCAAUGAUAGUAGAUACUGAAAUGAUGCAUUCCACAAAAAUGUAGGAACUGGAAUCUUUCAGGCUGUAUACUGCUUGUAACGUAUGGACUGAACUUGACUUAAAAAGUCGGUUGGAAAAGAUGGCGGCUUAAUUAAAACUAACAGAGAACCAAACACUAAUAAAUGGAUAGAGUAUGCCAAUUCAUUUUACAGUAGGAAAUCAUAGAGUUGCCAUUGGCAUACAUACCCACUAGUGUCAUAUUAGCCACAGCCAGUGCACUGGUCAGUAAACCUUCUAGUAUGAAUGCUGUGCCGCAUCUGCAGUGCACUCCCAGAGAACAUCCACCGACUUUGGAAGUGCAAGCACAUGUAGGUUAUGCAUACACUUAAAGCACCACCAAAGGCAGCAUACACCUGCUGGAGAAAUUGCCACUCCAAGAGAUUACACACCCUUGCUACCUGCUCGGGAGGAUGCAAAUCUCUCAGGAUGAGUCCUUAAUGUACGCUUAUUUUUCAAUGUUGCACCAUCCUGUAUGACUCGAUUUGACUUCUUUUUAAGCACUGAAGCUCGACGCUUGACGGAGGAUAUCAAUAACAUCAGAUCAGCGCUUACUGAAAUCAAUAUUUUUUUUAAUGUACUAGAUAGCAACUAGGACACUUUCUUUUUCUUAUAAACCAGUGGUUAAGCUUUAAAUAUGAGCUUUAUGAUUUGUGUUUCGCAAACAAAAACAGAAAAGAAUAAAUAAAUAGAAAAUGUGCAAGACCGUUUCUUGUAGCAAGAAAACGGAAGCCAUACAACCUAGCAACUAGAAAGAAACUACUAAAUUAUACGCCAUAAUAAGCCACCUCCUGUCGCCAUUCCCAGAGCAAAGCAAGUGAAUAACACGGAAACACACGCAGCUUGUAGCAGCAUCCUCACGAUGAGAAAACCGGCGGAUGGUUGGGUACUCAUCACAAAAGUCCGGUCACGUGGAGUCGUCAAAAACGGAACGAGGGCCGCCGGUGGUUUGCUUGCGUCUUGUCUCCACUGGUGUGCUGGCUGACCAGGUGUUGGGUCAGCUGGUACCUGUAUCACGGCGAGGUCAAUACUUCCAUUGUAAGAUACUGCAAGAACUUAGCCAUGACUAUAUACUCCGUUUCAGUUUACAAUAGACAGCAGAGAAUGCUACGAGCCAUCGAAGCCAAUCCCACAUUGUAUGAGCGUCAAGCAACAUUCAAAGUGCGGGACGCAUAUAGUCACGUGGUACCUUCACAGCGCUGCACUGGCUCGGGCGACUAUGGUGUCCACUGCAGUUCAUCGUGAGGUGACACGGAGUAGAGAGGACAGAUUUCCCUACGUAAAUUUCAAAGUAAAACCUGCAAUUCCUUUUUAUGGCCUACCAGUCUUUUUGGGGCUAUUUACAGCUGAAGCCAUCAAUUUCUGAGCUGCUCAGUGGGGCAGAGUUUCGGCGACUCAGCCUGAUGCCGAGUAGAAAAUCUUGGUUUUCCUGGCGACAUGCCUCGACCACGCUAGGCAACACCUU
Ixodes scapularis (black-legged tick) is the source of this 7667-nucleotide messenger RNA. RefSeq names its product sialin. Gene Ontology annotation, biological process: transmembrane transport; monoatomic anion transport. The record is from RefSeq and is a predicted model, not a curated record. Lineage: Eukaryota; Metazoa; Arthropoda; Arachnida; Ixodida; Ixodidae. The transcript has 9 exons. Gene Ontology annotation, molecular function: transmembrane transporter activity. The coding region runs from base 451 to 2007 and encodes 518 amino acids.